Molecule: messenger RNA, 2817 nt
Organism: Xenopus tropicalis (tropical clawed frog)
Lineage: Eukaryota; Metazoa; Chordata; Amphibia; Anura; Pipidae
Gene: adam12
Product: ADAM metallopeptidase domain 12
Biological process (GO): proteolysis
Cellular component (GO): membrane
Molecular function (GO): metalloendopeptidase activity; metallopeptidase activity
Source: RefSeq, marked provisional
UCAGCCAGCUGAUGAAAGCUCUCGCUCAGUCAGGAUAAGAUGUCAGAGAGUCUCAGAGCAGAGCAACGGGGUUUUCUGCCAUUGCACCUACUUAUCCUGCUGCUUUGCCUUAGCUGGGGUGUUAUUCCUUCCCAAGCCCAAGGAGAGAAUGUGGAGGGCAAAUUGGAAUCGUCAAGGCAACAAACGGAAAAGGAAAAGCAUGAACAUUAUGAGAUAAUAGUGCCUUAUCUGCUGAGGGGAGAAGAGUGGGAAGCAAUAGGUAGCGUUUCUACAAAGAGUCAUCCACCAGCGAUGAAAGUCCUACUAAAAGCUAAAGAUAUACGACUACUUAUCAGCUUGGAAAGAAAUAAGGGUCUUUUUGCUGGAAACUUUAGCACAACGCAUUAUACGGAAGAUGGAGCUUUUGUGUCCACUGCACUUAACUACACGGAUCACUGUUACUACCAUGGAAAGGUAGAAGGCUACUCUGAAUCAUCCGUCAGCGUCAGCUCUUGCUCAGGCCUCAGGGGAUUAAUUACACUUGAAAACAGAGCAUAUGUGUUGGAGCCACAGGCUAAUUCCACAACCAGUCACCUCUUCUACCAAGCAGAACAUCUAAAACUGAUUUCAGGAUCCUGCAGCCAACAUUUUAACCUCUCGGGCGUUUCCCUGAGUGACAAUUUCCAGCAUUCUCAAGAUACUUUCAAAAGGCACAAAAGAGAUACUGUGAAGACGACCAAGUACGUAGAACUUGUCAUUGUAGCGGAUAAUCGUGAGUAUCAGAGACAAGGAAAGGACGUGGACAAAGUCAAACACAGGCUCAUUGAAAUGGCAAAUUAUGUGGAUAAGUUUUUUAGGCCAUUGAAUAUACGAGUGGCUCUGGUUGGAGUAGAGAUAUGGAGUGAUUCAGACAAAUGUUCCAUAACCCAAGAUCCUUUCACCACUCUCCAAGAGUUCCUAGAUUGGAGGAAACUGAAGUUAUUACCUCAGAAACCCCAUGACAACGCACAGCUUGUCAGCGGGGUGUAUUUCCAAGGGACGACUAUCGGCAUGGCUCCCAUAAUGAGCAUGUGCACUGCAGAUAAGUCUGGAGGAAUCGUUAUGGACCAUUCCGGUAAUCCUCUUGGGGCUGCCGUGACGCUUGCGCAUGAACUUGGGCACAACUUUGGCAUGAAUCAUGACACAUUGGAAAGAGGGUGCAAUUGCAGAGGAUCGGCUGACAAUGGGGGCUGCAUAAUGACUCCAUCUACUGCAUACCCAUUCCCCACAGUGUUUAGCAGCUGCAGCAAGAAGGAUUUGGACAGCAGCCUGGAAAAGGGAGUGGGCAUGUGUCUAUAUAACAUGCCUGAAGUCACAGAAUCAUUUGGAGAGCAGAAGUGUGGAAAUGGAUAUGUGGAAGAAGGAGAACAGUGUGAUUGCGGUGAACCAGAUGAAUGUACAAACCCCUGCUGUAAUGCCAGCCUGUGUAUGCUGAAGCCAGGAGCUGUCUGUGCACAUGGACUUUGCUGUGAGGACUGCAAGCUAAAGCCAGCGGGAACUCCAUGCAGGGAUGCAAACAAUUUUUGUGAUCUGCCUGAGUUUUGUUCUGGAACCAGCGCUCACUGCCCAGCCAAUGUUUAUUUACAUGAUGGCCACCCAUGUUUCAAGAUAGAGGGAUACUGCUAUAACGGUGUGUGCCAAACCCAUGAGCAACAAUGCAUUACACUAUGGGGCCAAGGAGCCAAACCUGCCCCAGGGAUCUGCUUUGAGAGAGUCAAUUCAGCCGGGGAUCCCUAUGGAAACUGUGGGAAGGAUUCUACCGGAUCUUUUACCAAGUGUGAGAACAGAGAUGCCAAAUGUGGAAAAAUUCAGUGUCAAGGAGGAGCAAACCGUCCUGUAAUUGGCACUAAUGCCGUUUCCAUAGAAACCAAUAUUCCGCUGCAAGAAGGCCGUCGCAUCCUCUGCCGUGGGACUCAUGUUUAUCUGGGGGAUGACUUGCCAGACCCCGGGCUUGUCCUGGCUGGCACCAAAUGUGAAGAAGGAAAAAUAUGCCUGAACCGGAAGUGUCAGAAUAUCAGCAUAUUUGGUGUCCAUGACUGCGCGCUGAAAUGCCACGGGCACGGAGUUUGCAAUAAUAAAAAGAACUGCCAUUGUGAAGCUGAAUGGGCGCCUCCAUUUUGUGACAAACAUGGUUUUGGUGGCAGCGUUGACAGUGGAUCAGUCAGACUGCAUGAUAACAGAAGCUUGAUCACGGGGAUGAUAGUGACAUUCGGCUGCAUUUUCCUUGCUGCUUUUAUUGUGUACCUCAAAAGGAAGACUUUGUUCCAAUGGCUUUUCUCUAAUAAGAAGACUACUAUUGAAAAGUUAAGGUCGGUGAGACCAUCAAGAGGUGGGUGCUCAAAUGAGCCUAAUCAAGAGUAUAGCACAGCGCUUUCUAAGCAUGUCCUGAGCAAACCCGCGUGUCCACCAAAGGAGGAAAGUUCCAUACAGUACAAUACAAGGCUGCCCCGCUGUCACCCGAUUGACAUUAGCCACCCAAUACGGAUACUUGAAUUACCUCAGCACAGCCUUCCGAGAAAAGUCCAAGCGCCACUUCACAGUCUUCCAUUCCAACAAACAGUGCCUGCACGGCCUCUUCCAGCAAAGCCUUCUGUUAGAUGUUUACAGGGUUCCUGCAUACCAAGCCCUCCACAAAAGCCACUGCCAGCCGUUCCGUUAAAUAAAACUUCCCAGUCCGAUAGUGCCUUAGGCACAAUGUUUGAACAUCGGGAACACGUGCCUCGGAUCACUCCUGUGAGGCCGGCCCCCAAGUGCCCCCCGCAGCAGCCAGGGCCCAUCAAGCCCCCUCAGCGCAAGUGA